UGCCACUGGGGAUGACGAAGAUGAUGAUGAGGACAAAGGGAUUGGUGACGCGAGUAGUGCUGCUGUGUGCCGCGGCGGUGGCGGCGGUCGUGGUCGCACGCGCCCUCACAGCCCGUAGCCUGCAGAUGCAUCCGGAGGCAUGCAAGAAGACAGACUUGGACUAUCUCGAAGCAACAGAGGAGAGGAUUGAGACGUUGAGGGCCAUGAUCCAACAACGGUCCAUCUCAUUCCGACAGCGCCAUGGAAACGCAACCGGUCAUGCACGCGUCCGCGAAGUUCUGCAAGAACGGUUUCCGUUGAUUCAUCACCAGGAUUCGCCUGUGCAGCGCGAAGUGCUGGCAGAGUACAGCUUGCUCUACCGAUUCCCAGGCAAGGAUGAAUCGUUGAAGCCGGCGCUGCUGUGCGGGCACAUUGACGUGGUGCCGAUUGCCAACCCGGACGCAUGGGAGCACGAACCGUUUGAUGCCGGCAUCCAUGACGGCUACAUCUACGGUCGCGGAGCACUCGAUGACAAGACGCGCGUGACGGCGAUGAUGGAGGCCGUGGAGUUCCUGCUCGCAUCCAAAGGUUUCGACUACCGCCCACAGCGCACUCUCCUGUUUGCAUUUGGACACGACGAAGAGGUCAACGGGGUGGAGGGAGCGAGCGUGAUAUCCGCCGAGCUGGUGCGGCGCGGGUGGUACCCCGAGUUCCUGCUGGACGAAGGCCUGCCCAUCUACACGGAUGUGCUCGGUAUUGAUCGGCCCGUUGCGCUCAUCGGCACAUCGGAGAAGGGGUACCUCACGGUUCGCGUGCAGGUGCACAUGGACCACGAUGGCGCCGGCCACUCGAGCAGACCGCCAAAGGAGCAAGCUGUUGCCAUUCUCUCCAGGGCGCUGACGCGGCUGCACGAGAACCCGCAUCCAGCGCACAUCAACGGUGCCCUCUUUGAUAUGAUCACGCACCUGGCGCCCGAAAUGCCAUUUCUCAAACGCAUCAUCAUGUGCAAUCUCUGGCUCUUCGCCCCAAUCGCAAAGUUGUUCGUUUCGCUCAAAUCAGACUCGGAUGCACUCCAGCGCACAACCACAGCCCUCACGGUGAUUGAGGGCGGUGUGAAGGAGAACGUGCUGCCCCACACGGUCUCCGCGCUCGUCAACCACCGCAUCUCUCCUGGCGAGACGGUGGCCGACGUCGUUGCUCGCGAUAUCACCAUCAUCGCCGACGCGCGCGUGUCUGUUGAGAUUGUGCACAGCGUGGAGCCCCUGCCCACGUCCUCGUGCGAGACGCGCGGAUUCAAGGUGCUGGAGCGAAGCAUUCGCCAAAUCUGGCCAGACUACUAUGUGGCACCUGCGCUGAUGAUUGCCGGCACAGACACGAAGCACUAUGUCAACCUCACGCCAAACCUCUACCGCUUCAUGCCCGUCGUCAUGGGGCCAACUGACACGCCGCGGCUGCACGGCCCAAACGAGCGCAUAUCUGUCGAUGCGUACGAGAAAGUUCUCAACUUCUACAUCCAUCUCCUCCACAACAUCGACACGUUCAAUCCACACGACGUCCAUCACCACGAACUCGGCGACCUGUAGUGUUACACCAAACACACGCGCACGCACGGGUGCAGGUGAUGCUGAUGGCGAUGUUGUUGCUCGUGCGUGUGUCUGUGUGUGUGUGCUCAUGUGUGUGUGUGUGUGUGUCUGUGUCUGUGUGUAUGUGUGUGUGCGUCUGUAU
This is a messenger RNA of Salpingoeca rosetta, 1704 nucleotides long. RefSeq lists its product as uncharacterized. NCBI's taxonomy places the organism in Eukaryota, Choanoflagellata, Craspedida, Salpingoecidae. The transcript is spliced from 12 exons. Gene Ontology annotation, molecular function: hydrolase activity, acting on carbon-nitrogen (but not peptide) bonds, in linear amides. Gene Ontology annotation, biological process: amino acid metabolic process. The record is from RefSeq and is a predicted model, not a curated record. The coding region runs from base 12 to 1562 and encodes 516 amino acids.